CCAGACCAAAUGAAAGACCCUGUUUCAAAAAAACAAGAUGGGGCUGGUGAGACAGCUGGAUGGGUAAAGGCACCUGCCACAAAGCCUGACGACCAGUGUCUGACUUGGGGACCCACAUGGUGGAAGGAGAGAACCAGCUCCUGCGAGUUGCCCUCUGACCUCCACAUGCAUGCUCACAUACGUGUAUGGAUAGAGGUACACAGAAUAAAUGUUUAAAACAUGGAAGAAGAAAAGCAUGUGGCUUACCCUUGUAAUGCCUGCACAGUGGAGGCAGAGACUGGCGGAUGGAGAAUUCAAGGUCCCUUUGCACUUGGGUUACAUAUUGAGACUUUGUCCCAGAAACCAAUAAAUUGUUGGGUUUUAGAAGGGGAAGGGAUGCUGGAGCUACUGUCAGUGAGAUCCCCUGCCAGGAACACCUCAACGAAGUGACGAAUUGCCAGGGCAGAGGCCGGUCUAAGUAGAAGGUACUGCCUAAGCGGUGGAAGAGAAGAGAUCAUGGAGAUGAUGAAGUGAUAGGCCAGGCCACACAGAGGGCCACUGUAGGACAAGGGGCAGACUUGGUAGGGAGACAAAGGGGCAUGACUGCUUUGACUGUGUCCCAGCCAGGGGACAGGGCUGGAAUGUGGUGUGAUCUGUAGCUGGUUUCCUCAAGGGAACUAGAAUGCAGGGCCUUACCAGCUGCUGUACCCGCUUCUUCCACAGAAGCCUCUCCAUCCUUGCACACCUCCACAGUCCCCUCUCUUCAUCCCCCACAUUCCUGCCCUUCUCACCUAUUUCCUUUCCCACCUACCCCCAACACACCCCCUUUGUCACCUCUAGCCCUGCAGCCUCCUUACCCAGCAGCAGGACCACAUGACAGUGGCAAAAAUAGCUCCAUCUGACAGAGUGUGAAUGGAGGGGCAGAGGCAGUAGACAAGGCUGGGCUGCUAGCUCUAGAGAAGGGCCCUUGGGCAGUGUGGGCACCUGACCCCCACCCCUGCUCAGUCACACACUUGCUCGGAUGGGUCACUUUAGUCUCGGGUUCUGUUGCCCUAAGCAUACACCAGAGCCAGCAGCAGCAGAGCAGACACGGCUGUCAGAGGUAAGGCCCCAGAGGGCUGACCCCAGCCUUGACCUCCAGUAGAGCUCCCAGUCCUUCCCUUUCAGUCCCCCCGAGCAACCUUGCUGAUGUCUCUUUAUUCCAGCUUGGUGGCUAGGUGUGUGCCCAGUGUCUCCGGUAGGUGAGAGCUUCUCCGAGUCUCUAUGUCUGAGCCACCAUGGCAUGUGCAGGGCCAGCUGGUGGGCGGCAGCGGGUGAGCAUGCAGGAACACAUGGCUAUUGACGUGAGCCCCGGCCCCAUACAGCCCAUCCGCCUCAUUUCUGACUACUUCCCACACUUCUACCCCUUCCUGGAGCCGGUGCUGCGUGCACCAGGCUCACAGGCUAUGCUGGCCCCGGCCAUCCACUCUGCAUCCCACCAGCAGCCCAACCCAGAGCCAGAAGACUCGGAUGACAGCACUGCCCUGGGUACCCUGGAGUUCACACUUCUCUUUGAUGCGGACAACAGCACCCUGCACUGCACAGCUCAUCGUGCCAAGGUGAGGAUGGAGGCAGAGUUUCUGGGAUGGGACAAGCCACAGGCCUCUACAUUCAUUUUCUGUUUCCAGGGCCUCAAGCCACCAGCCUCGGGCUCUGUGGACACCUAUGUCAAAGCCAACUUGCUGCCGGGGGCCAUCAAGGCCAGCCAGCUUCGGACACGUACUGUUCGAGGAACCAGGGGACCUGUCUGGGAGGAGACGCUCACCUAUCAUGGCUUUACUUACCAGGAUGCUGGACGGAAGACCCUGAGGUUAUGUGUGUGUGAAGACUCACGACUGCGGCGGCGACGUGCACCCCCCUUAGGGGAGCUACGAGUGCCCCUGAGGAAGCUAGUGCCAAACGAAGCCAGGAGCUUUGACAUUUGUCUGGAGAAGCGGAGGCUGACCAAGAGGCCCAAGAGUCUGGACACAGCCCGUGGGAUGUCUCUGUAUGAAGAGGAGGAGAUGGAGGCAGAAGUGUCUGGGGAGGAACGUGGGCGCAUCCUCCUGUCCCUAUGCUACAGCUCCCAGCGUGGUGGCCUGCUGGUGGGUGUGCUGCGCUGUGCCCACCUGGCCCCCAUGGAUGCCAAUGGCUACUCGGACCCCUUUGUCCGCCUUUUCUUGCAUCCAGGUUCUGGGAAGAGAUCCAAAUACAAGACCAGUGUUCGGAGAAAGACCCUGAACCCUGAGUUCAAUGAGGAAUUCUUUUACGCAGGUCAUAGGGAGGAGUUGGCUCAGAAGGCACUGCUGGUGUCAGUGUGGGACUACGACCUGGGCACAGCUGAUGACUUCAUCGGUGGGGUACAACUGAGUAACAGAGCCAGUGGGGAACGCCUUCGCCACUGGCGUGAGUGCCUGAGCCGCAGUGACCGCCGGCUGGAACUGUGGCACCUGCUGGACAGUGUGCCCCCGCAACUUGGCGACUAGCCAGCACAGAACCCUGCUUGCAGCCUCUUCAGGGGCCAAGAUGUUGCUGCAGCUGGAAAGAGCUGUAGGUUGGCCCUACCUGCUGUGCCCAUUCCUGUCUCCUUCAGUCACCCUACCUCCAAACACAACGCAAAAUAAACAUCCGCUUCUGCCA
This is a messenger RNA of Arvicola amphibius (Eurasian water vole), 2637 nucleotides long. Its product is annotated as double C2-like domain-containing protein gamma. Gene Ontology annotation, cellular component: membrane. The record is from RefSeq and is a predicted model, not a curated record. The coding region runs from base 1257 to 2483 and encodes 408 amino acids. NCBI's taxonomy places the organism in Eukaryota, Metazoa, Chordata, Mammalia, Rodentia, Cricetidae. The transcript has 9 exons.